CAUACGACACAGAAGUGGAUAAGAGACCAAUUCACAGCCGCAGAAACUGGCGAUAAUGCUGUCGCGUUAGCCAUGCUAUGCUCAUUUAACUUCUGCAAGGAGGGUGGACGUUGUACAAGUGAUGAGACGACAAGGGCUCUGGCUUCCAAUUCCACAGCGUCCCACGCAGCUUCUUAGUCCCAAAUGUAAAUGCCUAUACUUGCCACCCCCAAGGAUCCGACCCCACCAGCCACACCUGGAGGGAUCGGAUCAGCUCACCUCCUCUGCGUCUUCUCCGCCAUCUUUUCCGCUCUCUCAUCCAUUGUUCAGCCAGCGACGAUACAGCCUGCUCAUUGAACAAUCGGUAAGGAGAGGCGAAAGAGCAUCUCAGAAUCGAUUCAUCAGCCUUAUGGAUUAUCAGACCCUAAGAUGGAAGCGACGUUGCGGGGAGAGAUCAACGUCGCAUGACGCCAUUCGUAGCCAAUGAUAAGCGCUUGAGGGUGGGACCGAGACGCUCUCAGGCCCCGCCCAUCUCCCGCAGUCUACUUUAGGGGUCCCCAUCGGAAAAGGGGUACGCUUUCCUCCUGGCAGGUGGCUUCCUCCUGGCCUGGGCUGCCAUGCGGUGCUAUGCCCUGCUGCUGUUCAUAUCUGCCUUCUCUUCUGUUGCUGUACUCCAUUCCGCUGGCCCACAGCAAGUCCACACCUGGGCAUUCUUCUUCCAGAUGACCUGGCAAACACUGUGCCAUCUUUGGCUGCAUUAUAAAGAAUAUUACCUACAAGAACCUGCAUGCAUCAGAUUGUCCAUCACUCUUUCUGCCCUCAUGCUGAUGACCCAGAAGGUCACCUCACUGGCUUUAGAUAUCCAUGAACGAAAAGUGAGGGUGGGGUUGCCAAGCGAAGAGAGGAGGGCUCUUGGUUGGCACCUGCUCCAGGCACUGCCGUUUUGUACUUAUUUACUCUGUUUCCCUACUUUGCUAGGAGGCCCGCUGUGUUCUUUCAACAGAUUUCAGGCAUGGAUAAGGUAUUCCAAAAGCCCAGUUUCCCUCCGGGCUGCCAUUCAAAGAGGUUUGGGGGCCCUGACUUUGGGCUUUUUGAAAAAUAUUGUGAGGGGGUACAUUUGCCCUCAGGAUGACCUAAUUGACUGUGCUCGCUUUGGCUGUGUUUAUGUCAUGUGGACUUCGGCCCUGUCCUUCAGGCUGGCUUACUACUCUCAUUGGCUUCUCGACGAGUCCCUCUUUCUUGCAGCUGGUUUGGGGCUGGAACUUGGCUGCAAUCAAAAUGCAGGGACUGCCGAUGCAGUCCUCAUGGACACUGACAUUUGGACCCUAGAAACAGCCCACAUGAUUGCUGUCUUUACCCGAACAUGGAACAGGAGUACCGCCCAGUGGCUGAGAAGGCUCAUAUUCCAACGGAGCAGUUACUAUCCUCUCCUGUCCACCUUUGCCUUCUCAGCCUGGUGGCAUGGCCUUCACCCUGGCCAGGUCUUUGGGUUCCUCUGCUGGGCUGUUAUGGUGGAAGCUGACUACCGUUUUCAUCACUUCCUUGGUUCAAUGGCAAAAUCCCAGGUUCAGAGACUGCUGUAUCGAACAGUGACUUGGUGUCAUACACAGCUAGUGAUAGCGUUCAUUAUGAUGGCCGUUGAAAUGAGGAGUCCCUCCAUGCUUUGGUGGCUGUCUUCUUCAUACAAUGGCUUUUUUCCACUAGUCUAUGUCAUUACACUUCUUCUGCUAGCAGAUAAAAGAGUGAGCAGCCUCGCCACUCCUCAUUAGCCCACUCUGCAUCCUUAGAAACAUGUUUCUGUUAUUGAAAAGUAGGGACGCAGACUGAUGCAGGAUCUUUAAAACAGUUGCAGCAGGUUUUUAAUCCGUGCUACAAGGCCACUUGUAAGGCGACUUGCGUUAUGGACACACAGACCAACAAGGUGAAUGGGGAUCAGUUCUUCAUCUCCUGUUAUGCAUCAGUAAGGCUAUCUUAUUUUUCCUUUUCUUUUUAAAUAAAAGUUUUCACCUUAUCCUAAAAAAAA
Messenger RNA from Rhineura floridana, 2002 nucleotides. It is a transcript of the gene MBOAT4, whose product is annotated as membrane bound O-acyltransferase domain containing 4. Bases 597 to 1748 code for a protein of 383 amino acids. NCBI's taxonomy places the organism in Eukaryota, Metazoa, Chordata, Lepidosauria, Squamata, Rhineuridae. The transcript is spliced from 3 exons. Gene Ontology annotation, molecular function: serine O-acyltransferase activity. Gene Ontology annotation, cellular component: endoplasmic reticulum membrane. Gene Ontology annotation, biological process: lipid modification; peptidyl-serine octanoylation. The record is from RefSeq and is a predicted model, not a curated record.